CGGAUCGCGGUUCUUGAUCAUUCUCGCGUCGGACGUUCCGCGGUACGGAUCGGUUUUUAGGAACGGCACUGAUCUGCUUUGCUCCUGCUGAAUAUCCCGGGCAAGGCCUUUCCAAGACCCCCAUUCAACUGGAUUGGGUGAUUGGGUCUUUUUCCCCUUCUUCAGGUAGCUUCUCAACGGUCUCAAUCUGAUCUUGUGAGUGCUAAACCGUUUUGGCCCAGAAUUGGCCAAGAUUCUUCUCGGCCACGCGUGACCAAUUAGUGCCAGCAUUAUCUCGCGGGGGUUAGGUUCUUCUAAGAAGUGUUCACUCAGGUGGAAAAAUAAUUCGUAGACUGGAACAAGUACGGGAAACUGCAAGUGCACAACAUCAUCCCAAGAAGUGUGUUUCGGUUAUUUUUUUUUCUCUGCAUCUUCUUGUAAGUAAGUUGCUCUAUCAAACUGGGUGGGUGGUGUAAUUCUAGUGAUUUUUAACGGCUCAAUCGCAACCCAGUGUGCAUUUGGCGGUGCUCCAAGAGAAGCUUAGCCCAGUGACUUCGAUCAUAACUUCGCUGCCGUGUAGAUUUAUAGCACAUCGAUUGAGAUUUGAAAGGUCUCGUCCGGUGAUCGUCUCCAGUUGAAGCUGCUGCACAGAAAGUGGAAGCCAAGCCGUUCGCCUUUUGGAGGAAGUAGCUUGGUUUUGCGUAUAAAGAUUCAAACAGCUUGAUCGGCGAAUAAGGAAGCAGUACUGUAGGCAGGAUGUCGUCCUGCGCUUGUCCGAUGGGACCGCCAGUGGGGGCAACACUGGCGGCUCUCUGUGGUGGAUCCCAGUAUAUGCUCUUCAUGGGACUGCUGGAGGUGUUCAUUCGAUCUCAGUGUGACCUAGAGGAUCCCUGCGGAAGGAUGAAGUCGAAAACGAUACGAAACACGGACUACGAGUACGAUUUCAUCGUGGUGGGCGGAGGUUCCGGCGGGUCGGUCGUGGCCUCACGGUUAUCGGAGAUAAAAAACUGGAAAAUUCUACUCAUAGAAGCAGGUCCGGACGAACCGACGGGAGCGCAGAUUCCUUCCAUGUUUCUCAAUUACAUCGGUAGCGACAUAGACUGGAAGUACAACACAGAACCGGAGCAGUACGGUUGUCUCGGAUCUCCGGAGCAACGAUGCUACUGGCCAAGGGGAAAAGUUCUCGGUGGCACAUCGGUCAUGAAUGGCAUGAUGUACAUCCGUGGGAAUCCCGUGGAUUAUGAUGAUUGGGAAGCUAUGGGAAAUCCAGGAUGGAAGUGGAAGGAAGUGUUGCCAUACUUCUUGAAAUCGGAAGACAACCAGCAACCCAAUGAAGUUGAUAGCAAGUUCCACACGACCGGAGGAUUACUGCCUGUUUCCAAGUUCCCGUACAGUCCACCAUUCUCGCAUGCAGUUCUGAAGGCUGGUGAAGAAUUGGGAUACACUGUUCAGGAUUUGAAUGGAGCUAACACAACUGGAUUUAUGAUUGCACAAACGACCAGUAAAAACGGUAUCCGAUACAGUUCUGCUCGUGCUUUCCUCCGUCCAGCUGUUAAUCGACCAAACCUACACAUUCUUUUGAACACAACCGUGACCAAGGUACUGAUUCAUCCGACCUCCAAGACAGCUCAUGGUGUCGAAAUCAUCGACGAAGAUGGACAUAUGCGCAAAAUCCUGGUUAAGAAGGAGGUCAUCAUCAGUGGAGGAGCCGUUAACUCACCCCAAAUUCUUUUGCUCAGUGGCAUUGGACCCAAAGCCCACCUUGAAGAAGUUGGAGUGCGCCCAAUCCAUGAUCUACCUGGUGUUGGACAAAAUCUCCACAACCACGUUGCGUACUUCAUAAACUUCUUCAUCAACGACUCCAAUACGGCUCCGCUGAAUUGGGCCACUGCCAUGGAAUAUUUGCUGUUCCGAGAUGGACUCAUGUCCGGCACCGGUGUUUCUUCUGUGACCGCAAAGAUCAGCACCAAAUACGCUGAGCGACCGGACGAUCCGGAUCUACAGUUCUACUUCGGUGGAUUCCUGGCCGAUUGUGCGAAAACCGGCCAAGUCGGAGAGUUGCUGAGCAACGAUUCCCGGGCCAUCCAGAUCUUCCCGGCCGUGCUGCACCCCAAGAGUCGAGGCUUCAUUGAGCUGAAGACCAACAAUCCGCUGGACCCGCCUAAGAUUGUGGUCAACUACUUGAAGGAAGAUCUGGAUGUUAAGGUACUGGUCGAGGGUAUCCGGUUCGCCAUCAGGAUGUCGGAGACGGAGGCGCUGCAGGCUUACGGAAUGCAGCUGGAUCGACGAGCCAUCAAGGCUUGCGAGGAGCAUGACUUUGGAACUCAGGAAUACUGGGAAUGCGCAGUGCGCCAGAAUACCGGUGCCGAAAACCAUCAGGCCGGAUCCUGUAAGAUGGGACCGCUCCGGGAUCCGAUGGCCGUGGUAGAUCACGAGCUGCGCGUCCAUGGGGUGCGGAAUCUACGCGUAGUCGAUGCCUCGGUGAUGCCCAAGGUGACGUCCGGAAACACCAACGCUCCGAUAGUGAUGAUCGGUGAAAAGGCAGCCCAUCUGAUACGCAGGGCGUGGGGAGCUCGAGCCUAAAAGGGUUCCCAUUUUCCGAAAACUCAACUGUCCACUCUAGCAUUUAAUGGAGACUCAUCGUUUAGGGAGCCAGCAACAACAGCCAGGGAAGGGGCGGAUAUUCUUUCAAUCUGUCCUAACAACCUCUUGAGUGAGUGGCGGAAAAAGCCACGCCCACAUUAUUUCGAGAUUGAUCAACCAACAACCUGUUGAAAAAUUGCGUAACAUCCAGAAACUUAAGUAACAUAUUAUCAUUUUAGGAUCAUCGACUCAUAACGUUCACGAAUCCAUUGCGGCGUUUAUACCUUUGGACGUGGUAUUUUCAUGAAUACUGGUUACAAAGUACAAAAAGAAGAACAUAAUUCAUCGCAUUUCAUUCAUAGCGACAUUUAUUAUUUCAUUAUCUAGCGCGAACGGAACUUUUUCAUGUAAAUUAUGAAUAUUUUAUUUCCAUAAAUCUUUUAAUAAA
Uranotaenia lowii is the source of this 3010-nucleotide messenger RNA. RefSeq names its product glucose dehydrogenase [FAD, quinone] (gene Gld). Gene Ontology annotation, molecular function: oxidoreductase activity, acting on CH-OH group of donors; flavin adenine dinucleotide binding. The record is from RefSeq and is a predicted model, not a curated record. The coding region runs from base 736 to 2562 and encodes 608 amino acids. NCBI's taxonomy places the organism in Eukaryota, Metazoa, Arthropoda, Insecta, Diptera, Culicidae. The transcript is spliced from 6 exons.